This is a messenger RNA of Synchiropus splendidus (mandarinfish), 2719 nucleotides long. RefSeq names its product ArfGAP with FG repeats 1b (gene agfg1b). Lineage: Eukaryota; Metazoa; Chordata; Actinopteri; Syngnathiformes; Callionymidae. Gene Ontology annotation, molecular function: GTPase activator activity. The coding region runs from base 342 to 1769 and encodes 475 amino acids. The record is from RefSeq and is a predicted model, not a curated record. The transcript is spliced from 12 exons.
GAAAAGAGGAGGUUUGCCUGCUUUUGUUACUACGUUUCGCCACACUCCGAAAUAUUAAUGUCUCGUCCAAGUCUAUUUGAAAAGUCUGUGGUUGAAUGGCGAUGUGUUUUACGUACAUUGUUCAGCAGGAACAAUUCCAAACCGGUAGGUGGCGCGUCGCUCGUGAGAGGCCGGUUGACUCGUCAUGAGUUGAGUCCCAGAAGAAGUAAUUUGUCAAUCGCCCAGUCUCGGCAAGUGUCUGCCUGGCCACCGCGGCAAGUCUGCCCGAAGACGCCCACCCUCUCCCGGGUCCUGGACCGAACUCUCCCCGUUCCCGUGGCAGCAGAAAGCCGUUCCCGGUCAUGGCGACGAGUGCGAAGCGAAAACAGGAGGAGACUCAUCUGAAGAUGCUCCGGGAAAUGACGAGCCUGCCCGCGAAUAGGAAAUGCUUCGACUGCGACCAGCGCGGCCCGACCUAUGUCAACAUGACAGUGGGCUCCUUCGUCUGCACCACCUGCUCUGGCAUCCUGCGAGGGCUGAACCCCCCACACAGAGUCAAGUCCAUUUCGAUGACCACAUUCACACAGCAAGAAAUCGAGUUCCUACAGAAACACAGCAACGAGGUCUGUAAACACAUCUGGUUGGGCCUCUAUGACGACAGGACAUCAGUUGUUCCAGACUUCAGAGAGCCACAGAAAGUCAAAGAGUUCCUCCAGGAAAAAUAUGAAAAGAAAAGAUGGUACGUCCCUCCGGACCAGGCGAGGGCGGUAGCGAGCGUCCAGGCCUCAGUGUCUGGCUCCUCGGCCAGCAGCACUGGCAGCACCCCAGAAGUCCAACCUCUAAAGACUCUUCACCUCAACAAGACCCCACUCCGUCAAUCUCCAGGCCUGGCCCGGUCCCACGCUCACAGCGCCGCCCAGGAGAAGAAGUUCGACCUGCUGUCGGACCUGGGGGGCGACAUCUUUGCCGCGCCGCCAAGUCAGACCGCCAGCUCCACUAACUUUGCCAACUUUGCACAUUUUCAGAGCCAGCCAGCGCCGCCUCAGGGUAACUCAAACACCAACUUUGCCAACUUUGAUGCAUUUGGAAACACUGCAAUUCCAUCCUAUCUGAGCACAUCACCCCCCUCAAAGUCCCAUUCAUCAGGAGGUGGCGUGCCAAUCCCGUCUCUGUCCAGUGCUGUUCCUGCCCAGUCGCAGCCCGGGAGCUGCACAGAGGACCGCUAUGCUGCUCUGGCCGAGCUGGACAACGAGCUCAGCUCCUCGGCAUCCACGGGCAGCAGUGUGCAGGGGAAUUUGUUUGGGCCGGUGCUUGGUUCCUCCCCAGCCCAGAAUCCAGCGGUUCUACCUGGAAUGCAGCCAGGAUUUGGCGGUAAACCCUCCGCCGUCGCGUCCACAAACCCUUUUGUUGCCGCUGCCGUGGCUCCGGAGAUGGCCACCAAUCCGUUCCAGACCAAUGGAAGAGGGCCGGCUGCAGCUUCCUUCGGUACGGGCUCUAUGAGCAUGCCCGCCGGCUUUGGAAACGCCUCUUCCUACUGCCUCCCAACCAGUUACAGCGGAACCUUCCAGCAGCAGUUCCCUGGCCAGGCUCCCAUCCCUUACUCUCAGCCCGGGGCCUACCACCCUCAGUCCAAUGGUCCAGCAUUUCCAGUCUACGGUCCGAACAAAGCCUCCAUGACGCCAUUUGUCCAGCCCAUGGCUGCGCCUGGCCUGUCCAAUAAUCCGUUCAUGGCGGGAGCUCCAGCCGGGCCGUUCCCAACAGGGUCUUCCUCCACCAACCCCUUCCUGUAGCACAGCUCCCAGUCCUCACCAGCAGAGGGCAGCAUGCAGCACAUAUUCCACAGUUGUCACACUAUUAGUGGCAGUACAUUUCCUGAAAAGACUUUCUCAAGCAAGUUUACACGGCGAUGAAGGAGGACAAAGGACUAUAUUGAAUACUAGACUGUUAUUGGGGGGGGAUGUACUGUUUGGACUAUAUAUGAUAGAAUAUUAUAUACUUUUUAUUAUUUGUUCAUGACUGUAAGCUUUGUGCAUAUCAUCAUUUGUAUUCAGACAUAAGUAUAUAUAUAACUAUGGGGAGUAUACACACACCUUGUGGAGAAACCACUGCAUAUUAUUGCAAGUAACCAAUUUUAAUAUUCUUUCCAUCAUCUGUGGUUGUAUGAAAGUGUGGGAAUGCAGUUUUUUUUUAAAGGGAUGCAGAUUUACAACUGCCAUGAGAGAAAGGUCACGCUGCCGACUGAGCGGUUGAAAGUGAGGCCACCAGUUUUGCGAACUUCUGCAAGCACAAAUCAAAGGCAUCAAGGCCACGCCCGCUUUGUCCUGUAAGUCAAACAUGAAUGGAAGGUUAUUACAGACCUCCAGCAAUGGUUAAAGGUGUCGCGGGUGACACCUGACCAAAUUUCCCUCUCGCAUGAGCGGAGGAGUCCGAGACACCUCGGUUGUCUCACUACAGGAGGUGAGAGCGGCUCGAACCUGGAGAGGUGUCCGUUUAUACAAACUGUCGUGUCCGUCGUGGGUCUUUGUAGCUGAAAUAUAGCUGCCAUUUUAACCUAAAAGAUACUGUGCUGAAAUGACAAUUCUGUUUUUACUUGUUUUACUGACUUUUAAUGAACUUGGGUUCCCAUUUGUGCCACCAAUAACUAACUGUUAAUGUGUCUCUUGGCUUUGCAAGGAUAGGUAAGUGAUGUGUACAUAUAUAAAUAUAUGUAUAAAUAAAUUAAAGGAUUUUUAACAAAUGA